AUGACAGAAGCCGACGCCUUGAUCUUCGCAGCUCUGCAGCAGAGCGAGAUCAUACUGGCACGUCCCCUGACAUCGGUAUCUGAUCUCACGUCGGACGAGCUCCUUGCAAUCGUGCACAAGUUUCUGAUGCAACUCAAAUGCGUGGACGACAGUCCGACCUUUUCGCUUUCUUCUUUCGACGCUAUAGCUUCGAUGAGCGUCGCGGCGAAACAUCGCGUCAGUUUGAAGACUGCAAGUAUUCUCAAGGAACUAGGGUAUACGGGAAAUUGCCGCUACCAUCACUUUUUGUAUCCAAGCGAGAAAGAGACGAAGAACAUUUUGACGUGGAUCGUGAGCAAGUUACCGAGGUUCGAAGAGGAGGAGACGAAAAACGAACCAUUCCUUGAUGGCAUGGGAAGACGGACAGGAAGUGGACUAGGGGAUGCGGUUCUUGAUCGUGGGUCAUUGCGCGACAUCUUCGUUAGCUGGAAACGAGAGAAAACGCUUUACAUGCUGCCAAACAAUUAUAUCGAGGGACUGCGAGGGUUUCAGCGGCUGCCACUGCAGACAUCUCCGCUUGAAUUGCCGUGGAAUUCGUCGGGGGAAUCGACACGAACGUUGUUUAGAGAUUUAUCCCGUAAAUCUGUAAAAGUGACGUCACUUUUGGAGGCUCUUGCAGUAGAAAAAUGUGGUGCGACGGUACUUUUUCGAGAAGAUGGGCUUGGCGAAGAAGUCGAGACAGAAGGAGUAGACAUCCAAAUGUGCCAAGGACAAGCAAAGGAUGUACAAAUAGGGGCGGGGAAGAGUGAAUGUUUGGCCUUGCAAGCUACUAGGAUACAGAACAGCGAAGCUGAUGAAACCCGAUUGCAAACAUUCGGCGCUGGACUUUCAGACGUGUCCAGAUCGUCAGGCGCCUCAGCGCAGGAAUCUUCUGGUGAAGGUGCUGGAAAAAUCAACGCAUUCGAAUUCGAGGAGCUGAAAGCUGUCGACACGAGUCAAGCAGAACAAGAGACUUCUGAAGGGAAUGAAGAAAAGCUUUCUCAAGAUACACAGAAACUCGUAAGCGACACGAACCACCGCCUUGUUGCAAUGCAAAAAGUGCUACGUUGUAAACGUGGUGAGCUGUACCAGAUCGAGCAGCAUAUUCUUGAAACGCGAAAUAGGGGGCACGAAAUGCAGAAAGAGCUUUCAAGACACAAGCAGCUAUUGGCGAUGCUUCCUGAUGCACACGCUAACAUUGAGAAGCUAAACUCAAUUUGUGAGAUAAAUGCGAAAAAGAAGGAGGAGGCAGCGCAGCAAAUGGAAGCCGCUCGUGGAGCUUUGCUGGACGAAUACGGCGAGUAUCGAGACCGGGUUUUGAGCCGAAAAGCUCGGCGUCGACAACUUAUUCGCGAAAUGAAGACUUUUCAAACCGAGAUGCUGGAAUUCAAUGGUAUUAUUCAGUCAAAGAGCGAAUAUUUGCAAACUUUAGAAAGGGUUCACGAGCGACAGAUGGUUAAGCGUCACCAAAAGGAAGACAGUGUUGGUCGGGCCAUGACACGGAGCGUCUAUACGUCACGCAUUAUGGAUAUUAUUAAGCAGGUCCUCAAGCAAAAGCAGGAUAUUACAAAGAUUUUGGAUGACAUCAAGACACUGCAAAAGCAGUUGGAUGCUGCUUCAGAGAAGCAAAAGCGAGCUGGAACUGUGGCUGAAAAGAAGAUGUACAGUGCAGUUAGCAGAAGCAAAAGCGGUAAUAGCACGAAGGCUGGCGCAUAUGAAGAGUGCUACCGCAAGUUUGCACAAGUGAACGAAUUGUUCGAAAAGCUCGUAGUCACUGUCGGUGACGUCGGUGAAAAUGAGAAUGCAGCUCGCGAUCUGCAAAAUUGGAUCUUUCAAUUGGAGGCCCGUGGGAGCAGCAAGCAUUUGGACAAGGUGCUUGCUGAUCUUGAAAGCGUACGUGGAGAAAACUUACUGCUACAAAACGAGCUGUGUGCACGUACGAGCUCAUAG
Molecule: messenger RNA, 1968 nt
Organism: Peronospora matthiolae
Lineage: Eukaryota; Oomycota; Peronosporomycetes; Peronosporales; Peronosporaceae
Source: the annotation of a GenBank genome assembly